CAUAAGGUCAACGCAAGCCAGAUUGAUCAGCUUAAGAGUCAAUGGACUAAGAAGUAGACCUCAAGCCACUCUUCUCCAUCAGUCGCGAUUAGCAAUGAAGUUCGUAACAAUCGGCACCUUUUUGCUUCUGGCCUUUGGAGCUGGAGUGAGCGUGGCCCAAAGCUUUUCCGAUUGUACCAAUGCUGUUGAAGCCGUACUGACCACUUUCACCACGGACGAAGUCGAGGCCUCCGUUGAAGCACUUCUCAAGACAAAACUCUGUGGAGAAGGAAACCCAUUCCCAAACCUAGAAGAAUGCGAGGAGAGCAUCUCCUUGCGUUGGCCCAAAGUCACUGAACUUUUGGUGGAACAGGCGGACGUCUUUGCCAAUCAGUCUUGCACUCAAGCAAUUCCAAUCAAACUGGAUUGGAACUGCCGGACUUGUCGCUAUCGCAUCCAAGGCCUCCUCAACACCCUCCGAUCCACAGCCUUUUUCGCAUCUUUCCGAGAGUACGCUCUUGGUCCAGCAUAUUGCAAUAGUAGUGAAUCCUCAUCAGAAGAGGUUGAGACUUGCCAGGAGUGGAUUGUAAACUACGUUCCCAAAGCGUUCCUCAUUUUGAGAAUCACUCCGCUUGAGGACAUUUGCAACAACCUUUACGGUUUAUGUCCAGGGGAAAUCGGCUGUCGAGAGGGUAUGGAAAAGAUGAUUGUGCAACUGGGUAAUGACGAAACUAUAGCUCGAACCGAGAUCAUUUUGAAGGAACAGGUCUGCACCCAAUCGUGGGUCCAAGGGGAGGAGGGUUGCAAGAGGGCUGUCGACUUCUAUUGGGAAAGCAUGGCCAAGACCUUGUCUACCAUGAGUCCAAAUUUUAUAUCCGUGUGCAAUAAUUACUACGACUUCUUUGCUGAGCCAUCUCCAGGGGACAAGUGGAAUUGCGGAACUUGUCAGAAGAGGAUGGGAGAAGUCAUGCGCUUCCAUUUGAACUACCAAAUCGAUUGGAUUGUGGCGGCUGUGAGUCAAAUCAAUUACUCGGAUUUGUGCACGGGAUUGUCCAAUGGCGAGGCAGACGAGGUGGUUUGCCAACAAGCUGUGCGCACUUUUAUUCCCCGGGCAUUGCAAGUCUUGAUGGACGACGCUAAUAGCAACCCAGACAAACUUUGUCGGAACAUUUUCGACUUUGACCAAUCCUGUCAAUAUAUUGAGAGUGGGACCACUUCUAUUGAGGUCUCUGUUAUGGUUUUGCUCAUGAGCGGCCUUCUAGGCCUGAAAGCGUAACAAGUUUUCAAUGCUAUUGUAACCUGAAUUUUGAAUCAUCUGGCCAAUAGCAUAUCUACUUUACACAUUUGCCAACUGAUUGUAAUUUUGCAUGAUGAUUUGUUGGUUCAAAACCUAAAGUUGAGCUAAAACUACCACUGACAUUAACUUCUGACCAGAUGUCUGGCAGAAUACAAAAGUAAAUAACAUCAGAGUAAGAAGCGUUUGCUAGUCCCAAUGACAUCUAAAUCGUUGCAAUAAACAAACUGUUGACAUGAG
Molecule: messenger RNA, 1513 nt
Organism: Tigriopus californicus
Lineage: Eukaryota; Metazoa; Arthropoda; Copepoda; Harpacticoida; Harpacticidae
Exons: 2
Coding region: 95-1255 (386 amino acids)
Source: RefSeq, a predicted model, not a curated record